AUGCCGAAAUCGGUAUUUAGUAUGAUGUUCGCAAGAAGUCUGUUCGGAUCUCAUUUUCUACUGUAUCUCAGUUCUCAUUUUUUAGAAGACACUGAAGAAGCUCAGCGGUCCAUCGACGGCCAACCUCUGUAUGUGAGUAAUGCCAACGCUGAAAGAUACUUCAUACGAGUUUCCUGA
Messenger RNA from Laccaria bicolor S238N-H82, 177 nucleotides. RefSeq lists its product as uncharacterized. Lineage: Eukaryota; Fungi; Basidiomycota; Agaricomycetes; Agaricales; Hydnangiaceae. Bases 1 to 177 code for a protein of 58 amino acids. The record is from RefSeq and is a predicted model, not a curated record. The transcript is spliced from 3 exons.